Molecule: messenger RNA, 885 nt
Organism: Vanessa tameamea
Lineage: Eukaryota; Metazoa; Arthropoda; Insecta; Lepidoptera; Nymphalidae
Gene: CRIF
Product: large ribosomal subunit protein mL64
Exons: 3
Coding region: 86-826 (246 amino acids)
Cellular component (GO): mitochondrion; nucleus
Source: RefSeq, a predicted model, not a curated record
UAUGCUCUAUGGCUUAAUGUACAUUAGUUAAGUCAAAAAUCAAAAUAAAAAUAACCUAUAAAAUACUUGUUACUAAAAUAAUAAAAUGAAUAUUUGUGUGAAAACUAAGUAUUUAAGAUCUAGUUUUGUAAGUAGCUUAUGUCGUUUAUCUACAGCACCAGAUUUAGAACAGAAUGAACAAGUAGUUUUAAUCGAUGAUACAGAAGAUGUUCAGGCUAAAGAAGCAGCAAUUGAAAAGAAAAGAAAUAAGUCAGGCCUGACUCAGGCUCAUUAUAACAUAAUAAAUGGCAGACGGCCAUAUGAGGAACCUAAAUGUAUAGCUCAUUUAACAGUGAAGUAUAGUAGAAAAAUGUAUGGUAAAUACGGUAUAGCCAGUGGAGUUAAUCCAAGUCUUUGUUGGCCCACCAGAGAAGAAUUAAGAGAAAAAAAAGAAUUUGAAUCAGUUGCAUAUCCCUACACAAUUAAAGAAGUGAUGGAUUCAGUGGAGAUAAAGAGACAGGAACAAAAGCUAAAAACUGAACAGAGAGAAAUAGAGUUAGCUUCAAAGUUUGCCAAGUUGGAGCAAUGGAAGAAGGAGUUAAAUGAUAAGAUUAACAAGAAAGCCAAUGAAGUAAAAGCUGCUAAGCAAAAGAAGGAACGUCUUGUAGAAGAAGUGAGAAGGCACUUUGGUUUCACACUUGAUCCUAGAGAUGAACGAUUCCAAGAAAUGCUGGCUAAGAGGGAGAAAGAGCAAAAGAAACUUGAAAAGCAGGCUAGAAUGGAAGCUAAGGAGAAGAUAAUGAUUGCUAAACUGCAACAAAAGAAUGUUGAAAUCAGUGAGAAAUGAGUACUAGUUAAGAACCUGUGUAAAUUUGUGUAGAAAUAAAUUAAUUUGUUAAUCUGAAA